Acinonyx jubatus (cheetah) is the source of this 1742-nucleotide messenger RNA. RefSeq names its product olfactory receptor 13C3. Gene Ontology annotation, cellular component: membrane. NCBI's taxonomy places the organism in Eukaryota, Metazoa, Chordata, Mammalia, Carnivora, Felidae. The record is from RefSeq and is a predicted model, not a curated record. Gene Ontology annotation, biological process: G protein-coupled receptor signaling pathway. The coding region runs from base 55 to 1005 and encodes 316 amino acids. The transcript has a single exon. Gene Ontology annotation, molecular function: G protein-coupled receptor activity; olfactory receptor activity.
GCAGUGAAUAUAUUUUAUAUUAAAUUUUCCUGUGAUAUCCUGAAAGCAGAUGACAUGGAUAAAAUUAACCAGACAUUUACAUCAGAAUUUCUUCUUCUGGGAUUCUCUGGUUACCCAAAACUGGAGAUCAUGUACUUUGUUCUAAUUCUAGUAAUGUAUCUAGUGAUUCUAACUGGCAACGGUGUUCUGAUCAUAGCAAGCAUCUUUGAUUCUCGUCUUCACACCCCCAUGUACUUCUUCCUGGGCAACCUGUCUUUCCUGGAUAUCUGCUAUACAUCCUCCUCUGUUCCCUCAACUUUGGUGAGCUUAAUUUCAAAGAAAAGGAACAUUUCCUUCUCUGGAUGUGCAGUGCAGAUGUUCUUUGGGUUUGCAAUGGGGUCAACAGAGUGUUUCCUCCUUGGCAUGAUGGCUUUUGAUCGCUAUGUAGCCAUCUGUAACCCUCUGAGAUACCCCAUCAUCAUGAGCAAGGUGGUGUAUGUACUGAUGGCUUCUGUGUCAUGGCUCUCUGGUGGAAUCAACUCAAUUGUUCAAACAUCUCUUGCCAUGCAGUUGCCUUUCUGUGGGAAUAAUGUUAUCAACCAUUUCACAUGUGAAAUAUUAGCUGUCCUUAAGCUAGCUUGUACUGAUAUAUCCCUAAAUAUUAUCACCAUGGUGAUAUCAAAUAUGGCAUUCCUGGUUCUUCCACUGAUAGUCAUUUUUUUCUCCUAUAUGUUCAUCCUUUACACCAUCUUGAGAAUGAACUCAGCCACAGGGAGACGCAAAGCCUUUUCCACCUGUUCAGCACAUCUGACUGUGGUGAUCAUAUUUUAUGGUACCAUCUUCUUCAUGUAUGCCAAGCCCAAGUCUCAAGAGUUUCCUGGGAACAAGUUGCAAACUUCAGACAAGCUCAUUUCUCUGUUUUAUGGGGUAGUGACCCCCAUGCUAAAUCCUAUAAUCUAUAGCUUGAGGAAUAAGGAUGUAAAAAUUGCUGUAAAAUGUCUGCUAAACCAAAAAGCUAUUCAGUAAGUAUAUCCUACACAGAAAAUGUAGGUCUUUUCAUAACAGGCACAGAGAUGGACUCAUAGGUCAAUUAGUUAACACCUUCUUUGGAGAAACUAUGGUUAAGGAGAGAUAUUUUUAUUCUUCCCCUUCCUAGCUUUACUCAGCUAGAAUUACUGAGAACUAUAGUUUGCUUUAAACUCAGCUUCCAAAAUGUCCUGGUCUAGAUUCCACAAGCAUGGUGAAUUCCAUUAGAAUCUCAUCUCUGGUGAUAUCUGGAAUGAGUGUUUCUGGUGUCGUGUGUAGAAACACAGUGGAAAACAUCACACGUAAGCUUUAGAAAUAGGUAAGAGUAAAAUAUCUGCAAUUUCACAAACUACCUAAGUGACAUUGGAUAGACGAUUCUUUGUAAGCCAUACUUACCUUACCUUGGAAUAAGGAAAUACGUAAAGCCAGGUUUUAGUGUCAUUUAAAGUUUCAAUAACUGGAGAAAGCACCUGGCAUAGCACUACUUCACAGUGUCUAGAAUUUCAGAAUUGAAGCUAAGACUCCAAAUUGAUGACUAAAAGUGACUACUGAGCACCUCUUUUACCAUAAGCUAAUAAUUACAAGAGCCAAAAUCUCCUCCUAGAAGUCACUCUGUUAAUAUCUUUGCCUUUCCCCUUAAAGCUAUAUAAAGCGAAGCUCAGGAGAGAGGAAGAAAUAACUGAGGGAAUUUUCUACCUUAUGGUGAGUCCACAAUGGGUUUUGGGCGAUAUUUCACA